CCAUACCAGCAUCCUGAUCACCACCAUACUCCAUAACUGCGUGCUGAUCACCGCCAUACAUCAUACCAGUGCCUUGAUCACUGCCAUACCCCAUAGCAGCAUCCUGAUCUCCACCAUACCCCGUAUCAGUGUUCUGAUCCCCUCCAUAUGCCAUACCAUCAUCCUGAUCACUGCCAUACCCCAUACCAGCAUCCUGAUCACUGCCAUACCCCAUACCAGUGUUCUGAUCACCCCAUAUGUCAUACCAGCGUCCUGAUCACUGCCAUACCCUAUACCAGUGUCCUGAUCACCAUCACAUCCCAUACCAAUGUCCUGAUCCCUACCAUACCCCAUACCAGCAUUCUGAUCACCCCAUAUGUCAUACCAGUGUCCAGAUCACUGCCAUACACC
Staurois parvus is the source of this 390-nucleotide messenger RNA. Lineage: Eukaryota; Metazoa; Chordata; Amphibia; Anura; Ranidae. The record is from the annotation of a GenBank genome assembly.